Messenger RNA from Aspergillus welwitschiae, 701 nucleotides. RefSeq lists its product as uncharacterized. The record is from RefSeq and is a predicted model, not a curated record. NCBI's taxonomy places the organism in Eukaryota, Fungi, Ascomycota, Eurotiomycetes, Eurotiales, Aspergillaceae. Bases 174 to 452 code for a protein of 92 amino acids. The transcript is spliced from 2 exons.
GCCUAGAAGAUUGAGAAAUUCUCCGUCGUCAGAUUUUGCUGCCAGUAAGUUGACUACUCAAGUAGCAAGUAGAUAGAUCAGGCAACACCCACCACUGGCGGAGAAGGGCACGAACACCGGCCAGGCCAUGGAAUCCCCGACUGCUGUCAGUCAAGACGAUCGGAAUGUGAAAAAUGACUAUCUACAAAUUAAUGGCUUUCACUACGUUGUGCCUACUGGUUCCUGUACAACAACAACAACCUUUACUGGCAGCGCCACAUAAACGACGUGUUCUAGGCUGCCACGCAUCUCCCCUGACGUCACAGCCGGUGUUCCAGCUCUGGUGCUUUGUCUGCGUGUUUACUUUUGGAGUCGUUUCCUUCCCCCCUUUUUCCAUUUCCCUUCCAUGGGUGACUGAUCCGAUUAUUCAGUCUUGGGUCACCCGGUCGGCGAUGGGUAGUCGGAUGGACUGACUCCAGCAAAGUACUCCAUCCACAGGGCGGGAGAAACAUGGGUCACUCACACACCCACUAGGAAAAAAGAAGGGACUGGCAACGAUCCCCUAAACCGGAGGGGGUAAAGUCGGGGCGCUAUUGAAGUUAGCGGGUGGAUGUGCGGUGGAGAGGAACAAUAGCCUAGUGCUGGGGACCAGUGGAGAGCAAUACUUGGUAGCUACGAUUUUCAAGCAGUUUUAUUUUAUUUUUUCUCAAGCGAGUGGUUCA